Messenger RNA from Raphanus sativus (radish), 1596 nucleotides. RefSeq lists its product as uncharacterized. The transcript has 4 exons. NCBI's taxonomy places the organism in Eukaryota, Viridiplantae, Streptophyta, Magnoliopsida, Brassicales, Brassicaceae. The coding region runs from base 245 to 1099 and encodes 284 amino acids. The record is from RefSeq and is a predicted model, not a curated record.
AUUCAUUCAUUCACCUUCCAUUUAUUUUCAUUUUGAAAAGGCAGCGUUUCAAUAUUUCUGUUUUUUCUUCUAUUUUCCUUCUAGAAAACUGAAAUAUUUUUACAUAUUUCAAAUUGUUACAUAUUUUAUGAAAAAAAUAUAUUUUGGGUUGUUAAAAAAUGCAAAAAAAAUUAGCAUAUCCGAUGCAAAAAAAAAGGAAGGUAGUAUGUUGACCAAUUAGUUACAAGGGCUAAUUAUAAGGUGCAUGGAAACCGGAAUAUUUAGCUGUCCACAGAUAUAUCACUAUUACGACGGCCACAAGCAGCAUUUACAAAAAAACCACGAAACGACGUCGUUUCGAGUUGUCUUCAACCUCACCCUAACUUUGGUUUCUCAUCCUUUCUUUUAUAAAAUCCCUUUUUUCCUCAUACGAUUUCUCUCUCUGUUUCUCAUAUCUCCUCUCUCAGCGUGUGCUCUCUCCUCUCUCGGGUAUCUUACUCAGGCGUUCUUGUGUGUGGAUCAAAGGCCAACAAGAAAAAAAAAGAUGAAUCAUUACAACUUCCAGCAGCAGAACGCCUUCAUGUCUCCUCGCGAGGAGAUGAUGGGAUUCGAACGCAAGGAUCUCGUCGUUUGUCCUAAGCCACGACGUGUUGUUGGAUGCUUACUCACCAACAACCUCAUUCGCCCUCUCAGAUUACACAUGAGUCAAGCUGCUGCUGAUUUGUGUGAUUCCAAGGCUGGUGCUGAGCUUUUAGACAUCAUUCGUAGAAAGGAGGAUAAUAAUAAUAACGGACCAAUAGGGCAGUUACUAUCAUCCUCACCUGUAUCUUCAUCACCGUAUUUCCCCGGUUCACCUCCGAGCAGAGCAGCGAACCCAUUAGCUCAAGAUGCUCGCUUUCGCGACGUCGAGAAACUCAGUCCCGUCUCACCAAACUCUCCUUUCCUUCAGCCCAAUUCAGCAACCGCGUUUCCAUCUCCAUCAGCUUCUUCUUCGUCUUCUUCGUCAGCAUCAUCGUCUCGUGGCUGCGUUAGGAUGAAAUUUGGGCUCAAACCACCUGCGGUUAGAGUUGAAGGGUUCGAAUGCUUGAACCAAAACUCGGGCAUUCCUGCCAUGGCUUAAAGUAGACAAGACGAGACGGACAAGUGUGUAUAUAGAGAUUCCAUCGUUUGUUCACCACCAGGGCAGGGCCUAACAGAAGAGAAGGAUUUGAUUACUAGUACGACCACCACCAUUUUGAAGCAAAUGAAAUAUUGUGAAAUAUCUUAGUGUUUUUAAUCAUCUUUUCCUGAGAGAGUGAGAGGGAGGAGGAAGAUGAAGAUCAGUUACCGUUUGCCUGUGUUUUGUUGACUUAUUAUUCAGGUUAGUCUUUUGUAUAUAAAGAGUCCAAAUCUAUGUAUUCGUUUUGGUGUUUUUUUUUUCUGGCUCAGGCUGAUCUUUUUAAUGUUUAAUUAAGGGGAAGAUUUAGGAGAAUCUGUAAAAUAUAAUCGAAUCAUUUUUUCCACCAUUGUAUUUGUAUAUAGUAAUGUGUCUCUUUAACUUUGUUCGAGGGAGUUUAAGCUCUCUCACAAACACCUUUGUAUUUGUAUUUUGGUGUGUAUAUUAAUGCCUUCUUGUUA